Messenger RNA from Penicillium cataractarum, 735 nucleotides. RefSeq names its product Hsp20/alpha crystallin family protein. Lineage: Eukaryota; Fungi; Ascomycota; Eurotiomycetes; Eurotiales; Aspergillaceae. The transcript has a single exon. Gene Ontology annotation, biological process: protein folding; response to salt stress; protein complex oligomerization. Bases 1 to 735 code for a protein of 244 amino acids. The record is from RefSeq and is a predicted model, not a curated record.
AUGGCCUUCUUCCAGUGCACAUCAGACUUCUCCCCACUCUUCCGCCUUCUGGACGACUACGAGACCCACCUCUCCCGUCCCGCACCAACCAAAGCCUCCAGAUGUAAAUCGACAUCUACAUCUACUACUCGAACCCGCCGCACAGUCUUCAUCCCCGCCUUCGACGUGCGCGAGUCAAACGAUGCCUACCACCUAGACGGUGAGCUCCCAGGCGUAGACCAAAGCAACAUCGACAUCGAAUUCACAGACCCGCAAACUCUAGUCGUCAAGGGUCGCACCGAACGCAACUACACCUCCACAGUUCCAUCUGCCUCUUCGCCACAGAUCGAGGCUCGUGGCCAGGACACUCCCACCACAAGCGCUAGUCGCACCCCGUCUCCAUCAUGGCAACAGCCCACCGUCGAAGAUGAUGACGAAGACGAUGAUGGAAAUGUCUCCGACGCCCGCUCGUCAACUGCCAGCGUUCGCUCUGCGUCAAGCACCCGGUCAACAUCAGCCGUGAUCGUGGAGAAGCCUGCCCCCGCGCCUGCAGAAGAGUCUCCUUCAUCAUCUUCCACCCCCUCUACGGACCACUACUGGAUUGCAGAGCGGUCUAUCGGGGAAUUCCAGCGUACGUUCGCUUUCGCCGCGCGCGUGGACCAAGAUGGUGUUCGUGCCGCGCUGAGGAAUGGUAUCUUGUCUAUCGUUGUGCCGAAGGAAGCUGCGCCUAAGAUGAAGAAGAUUCGCAUUUACUAA